Molecule: messenger RNA, 732 nt
Organism: Hibiscus syriacus
Lineage: Eukaryota; Viridiplantae; Streptophyta; Magnoliopsida; Malvales; Malvaceae
Exons: 1
Coding region: 91-405 (104 amino acids)
Source: RefSeq, a predicted model, not a curated record
GAUCAUUUGAGUUUGACAAAGUAUCUUCUCUAAGGUUCUUCAGUUCAACUAAAGCUUCAAUCCUCAGUUUCAUGCCAAGUUUCCAUUAAAAUGGCACCACAUGGAGAUGCUAUUACUACUAGCACUUACGCAAACAACUUCCCAUUGCCACCUAAACUCUCCAAGGACAGCCUCCACCGGACCGUAUCCGAUAUCACUUUCCAAGUGAGCAAGGAAGUGCUCGAUAACUACAAAGAAACAUCCGCAACGUGUGAGAACCAGCUGCCGCCUAUAUCCGAAGUGGAAGAUGCAAAGUUCGAGUGUUGCGGGAUGAGCGAAGAGUACACCCCGGAAUACAUCGAGCGAAUCCGCAACAAGUUCUUGGGGAAAUGGAUAUGCGGACUGUGUGCGGAGGCGGUGAAAUAAGAGAUGGAGAAAAACGGAGGGAAGAUAGAGGAAGGCUUGAGCGCACAUAUGAACACAUGUGCUAGGUUUAACAAGAUUGGGAGGGCUUAUCCAGCUCUGUUGACAGCUGAAGCCAUGAGGUAGAUUUUGAGGAAGAGUUCGAGAGAUGCGAAAAGUCUUAGGGCAAAAUCUAUUUGCCCUAGGGACAGAUCAGGUACUCAGAAGAAUGGUGGGAUUGCCAGAAGUACCAGUUGCAUUCCAGCAAUUACAAGGGGCAUCAACAAUCUAAAUGCUCCAAACUGAUGAGAUGAGAUGAGAAGCGAAGAGAAGAGAAGAGAAGAGAAGAGG